Molecule: messenger RNA, 3934 nt
Organism: Cornus florida
Lineage: Eukaryota; Viridiplantae; Streptophyta; Magnoliopsida; Cornales; Cornaceae
Product: kinesin-like protein KIN-14Q
Exons: 18
Coding region: 111-3656 (1181 amino acids)
Biological process (GO): microtubule-based movement
Molecular function (GO): microtubule binding; microtubule motor activity; ATP binding
Source: RefSeq, a predicted model, not a curated record
GCUAAAGGAAACUUUCCCUUCUCUCUCUGUCUCUCUCUCUCUCUCUGGCUUGUUCUCUUUUUGGUACCACUUACAAUUCAAACAGUUUCCCUCCCUGUCUCUCUUUAUCAAUGGAAGACGAUCAAUGGUAUGACCCACUUCUUACCACAGAUGUUUCCAGGCAAUUACAAGAACACAACACUCUCUAUCACUACCAGUCUGUUACAUCGCCGAGCUCUCCAACGUCAACAAUGGCAGAUCCUGACGGUGUUCAUCCUUUCAAGAAUGAUGAUCAUUCUGUUACAUCACCGAGCUCUCCAACAUUGACAAUGGCAGAUCCUGACGAUGUUAAUCCUCUCAAGAAUGACGGUCGAUCUAUGUUAGGAUUUUCGUUAACAUCUCCCGAUUUGGUUAUAUGUGCCGAAUCACCGGAUAUCCCCAGAAGAAGUUAUGUGGAAUCCCCUGAGUUCUCAAAUCGUGCUUCCAUCGAGUUGUCCUUAGAAAAUGGCAUCAAUGGGUCUGAAAUGGAAAAUGCCCAUGAAACCCCAGCUACUACCAAGUUUUCAACUUCUUGGCCAACCGCGGUAGAAGAUGCUUCUCCGGUAGCUUCUUUCGAGCUUCUUCCACCGCCAAUUGUUGAAGAGAAGCUGUUGAAAGACCCCCUUCCUAUUAUAAGCAUUAAUGCAGGGUCAUUGGACGGCAUUUCAGCUUUGGAUGGGAUUGAUUUUCUAGAGGAUAGUUGCUUCAGUGGUGGUGACACUACAAGGACUGACACAACAAUUGGGGAUGGAAACGGACACAGCAUUUACCAAACAGCACGAUUUGGUAACUUUUCGUACCACUUCAAGGCCUUAAAGUCUGGAAAUUACAGUGUUGAUCUGCACCUGGCCGAGAUUAUGUUCACGGAUGGCCCUCCCGGGAUGAGAGUGUUUGAUGUUUUUAUACAAGAACAGAAGGCUGUUUCUGACAUAGACAUUUAUGCGCGCGUUGGUGCAAAUAAACCUCUGGUUAUAUCUGAUCUGAAAGCUUUUGUUAGUGGUGAUGAGGGAUUAACCAUUAGAUUUGAAGGAGUAACUGGAAGCCCUAUAGUAUGUGGUAUUUCUAUAAGGGGACAUUCUUCUGCAAGUUUUGGGGAAGUUGAAUUGCUUAAAGUUAUGGGAAUGUCUCAAAUGCCAGAAUACCAGUCACCAAAAGAUAUAGGUGAUUAUAAUGUUGAUGGAGAUUCUCAAAAGCUUCGUAUAGAAUAUGAGUGUCAGAAAAAGGAACUGACACAGACAAGGAGGGCUUUGGAAGAGCUUAAGAAGGAGAAUGAACGCAAGAGCAGAGAAUGCCAAGAAGCAUGGAAGUUUUUAAAAGAUCUUCAGAAUGAGCUCAUGCGCAAGUCAAUGCAUGUUGGAUCACUGGCUUUUGCUAUUGAGGGACAAGUGAAAGAGAAGAGCAGAUGGUUCUUAUCUUUGAGAGACCUGACAAGAAAAUUGAAGAUACUGAAAAUGGAGCAUGUCAAGUUAUCUGAGGAGGCAUUGUCAUACAAAAAGUGCAUGUUAGAUAUGAAUGACAUGAGCUCAACCAUUCAGUCCAAAAUAAAUCAACAAGUAGAAUUACAUGAAGAUCUUAAAAUCAAAUACAUUAAAGGGGCCAAGGAACGGAAAGAACUCUACAACAAGAUUUUGGAGUUGAAAGGAAAUAUCAGAGUAUUUUGCCGAUGUAGGCCUUUGAACAAUGAAGAGGUUGAUGCAGGAGCUUCAAUGGCAAUUGAUUUUGAAGGUGCCAAGGAUGGCGAGCUUACAGUAAAAUCUAAUGGCGCACUGAAGAAAACCUUCAAGUUCGAUUCUGUUUUUGCCCCCCAAGCAAACCAAGUUGAUGUUUUCGAGGAUACAGCACCAUUUGCAACCUCAGUUCUAGAUGGGUACAAUGUCUGCAUAUUUGCUUAUGGACAGACAGGUACUGGGAAAACUUUUACCAUGGAGGGCACAGAUGAAGCCCGUGGAGUUAAUUUCAGGACUCUUGAGGAAUUGUUCCGGAUCGUCAAGGAGAGAAAGGGGCAAAUUCGAUACGAAAUAUCUGUUAGUGUUUUAGAAGUUUAUAAUGAGCAGAUACGAGAUUUGUUAGUCCCAGGACAGCAGCCAGGAGUAACUGCAAAAAGGCUUGAAAUAAGGCAAGUAGGUGAAGGAAUACAUCAUGUCCCAGGACUAGUUGAAGCUCAGGUAAAUAACACGAGUGAGGUCUGGGAAGUUCUAAAGACUGGCAGUAACGCCAGGGCAGUUGGUUCAACUAAUGCUAAUGAGCACAGUAGCCGCUCCCACUGCAUUCACUGUGUGAUGGUGAAGGGGGAAAAUUUGCUGAACGGGGAAUGCACUAGAAGCAAGCUGUGGCUGAUUGACUUGGCAGGUAGCGAGCGAGUUGCCAAGACAGAAGUGCAAGGCGAAAGACUAAAGGAGACCCAAAAUAUUAAUAGAUCACUCUCUGCACUUGGUGAUGUCAUAUCUGCUCUUGCAACUAAGAGCCCUCAUAUCCCUUUUAGGAACUCCAAGCUCACUCAUUUGCUUCAGGACUCUCUAGGAGGAGACUCAAAGACACUGAUGUUUGUACAGAUUAGCCCCAAUGAAACUGACCUAAGUGAGACUCUAUGCUCACUCAACUUUGCAAGUAGAGUGAGAGGGAUAGAAUUGGGUCCUGCAAAGAAGCAAUUAGACAACACUGACCUGUUGAAAUACAAACAAAUGGUUGAGAAGACCAAGCUAGACAUGAGGAGUAAAGAUGUGCAAAUUAAGAAGUUGGAGGACACUGUUCAUGGUUUGGACGUGAAGAUGAAGGAAAAAGAGUUGAAAAACAAGAAUAUGCAAGACAAGAUUAAGGAAUUGGAAUCUCAACUUCUGAUAGAGAGAAAGCUAGCACGGCAGCAUGUGGACUCGAAACUAGCAGAACAGCAGCAGCAACAACAACAACAACAAAUGAGACAACGGCAAGAAGAGCAAAAUUCUGCACUUAUGAGGCAGCCACUUACGACUAGACCAAUUGGAGUUCACAAGAAUUAUAAUGAAGGCAAGGAUCAAGUCACUCUCACUCGACCACUUACUGAGAACAACAGCUACAAACUUUCAUUACCCCCUACAGUGGAUGGAUUUGUUAAGCACAAUGAUCCCACUGAAAAGGAAAAUAAUCCUGAUAUGGCCGAAUAUCUUCCACUGCCAAAACGGACUGGCAGAGCUUCUAUCUGCACCACAGCACAAAGGAUUCCAGCAGCCACAGCUCCACGACGCAACUCUCUAAUCCCUUUACCCACUGUACCAGGUUCAGCCAAGUUCCCACCACCAUUAUUCCCAUUGCCACCAAUUCAAGCAGAUGAGAAAGAAACAGAUGGGGAUGAAGCUAAGUCGUUGACUGAACCGGCAUCUUGGGAUAGUCCCAAAGAACACAAGAGUGGUGGUAAAAAGGUGAGUAGCAUUUUGAGACGAAGCCUUCAAAAGAAAAUUCAAAUGAAGUCCCCAAUGCAGCAGCACAUCAGAAGAGGUGGUGUAAAUGUGGGCAUGGAAAAGGUUAGAGUCUCCAUUGGAAGCCGAGGAAGGAUGGGCCAAAGAGUAUUGCUUGGCAGUGCUAGAAGAGUAACAAAGGAUGUUCAGCAGAAGCGAAACCAUAUGGAAAAAGAGAGAGGGUGGAAUAGCAGAACUGUUUUUUAAAUGCCAACAAAUUUUUUUUUUUUGGUUUGUUUAUAAACUAACAGUGGAGAAAUGCUUCUCUGAUUGAAGGCAAGGAAAAACACGAAACAAAAUGAUUGAUUUUCUUUGGAUGAUGAUGCUAAUCAUCUGUUUGAAUUUCUUGUACUUGUUAAAACCUUGAUGGAUUCAUUUAUUGUAUAUAAGUGAUCAUUUUCAACAGCGGUUUGUUAAUGGCACUGUGAUUGUAGUUAGUGUUGGUGUUUCAUUAAUUAAGUUUAAUGAGAAAUGGUGGUUUAUGG